AGUACAUUUUGUAAGUACUCCAAGGAAAUUACUCAUAGUCCAAAUGAAUCUUCCAUACAAAAGUCAAUAUUAAAAAAAUUAUGUCAGUCUCCAAUUCCAAUUGUUGAAAAACGAAACAAAACUAAAACCCAAAGAUUGAUCAGAGAAGUUAACAACAAUGGUGAAAACAGUCGUAGGAGAAGAAAUCCGUCUUCAAUUAGCAGAAGAUCAUCUUGCUCAAUCUGCUAUUCCUGCUCAGGUAGGAUUGGUGAUUGGUAAACUUAAUUCCAAAUUAGAUAAAGGGUUUAUCUUUGAUUUGGUUCCUACACCUGCUAAUGAUGAUGGAGAUCCUCCUUGCUCCAUUAUUGAACCUCAAAAACCUGAAAAGAAAAAGGGUGCUUCCAAGUCUAGAUCUUUUGCUGAUUCUUCUCUUUUUAUUGAUGGAGAUUGGGUUGCCGAACAUGCUCGUCAGGUUUCAAGGUUGCUGUUAGGUGGUGUUAAGGUAGUUGGUGUCUACGUAUGGGCUGGUGAAACUGUCUUCAAGCAAUCAACAUUAGCUCUUUGUCAGACUGUUAAGGGAGUAGCAGAUGCAGUACCUUUUGUGGAGAAUGAUCUUGACGAGAUGUUGCUUCUUCACAUAUCUUAUAGUCCUAGAAGGUGGACAUGUCGAAACUGUUCUCUCUCUUCUAAUAUAACUGCAAGUAGCCUUCGACCUUGUGAUUUUAAAAUGGGAAGGGUUUUCAAUUCCCUCCAAACUUUUCGGUGCAUCUACAAUGUUUAUUUGAGAUUGCCAAUUUCUCGUGCAAGCCUGUCGACUACCAAAAUGUUGAAUGAUGUAUUGAUGGAUGGAAUUUCAACUCUUACCAAGGAGCUCAAAAGUGCAAAAGCAAUUGUUGAUGGCAAUUUGGUUGAUGUAACUACGGACAAGUUAUGCACAUCUACUAAUGUGCAUGAAGUUGAACUGCUCUUGCCUCCUAUGAAAGAUGCCUCGUUGGAAGCCAACAGUCAAAAGGAUGUUGUCGGUAUUCUUGUGUAUUCCGGUGCAGUAUGCUCUUAUUCCUAUCUGAACUCAAAAGAAUCCGUAUCACAAGCCGUGGCUGAUAUUAAGGAAGAUAUCAUCAUUAGCUUGCGAAGUAGAUUGGAUAUGAUCUCUGAUGAGGCCGAGAGACAAAUUACUGUAUCUUCUGAAGAUGUUUCUGAAACGAACAUAGAAAUGUUGAAAGUAGAAUCUGUCUACCAGAUUACCCGACAGCCUUUGAGAAAGCAAUGCAUACUGCCGUUUCCGCGGAGAGUUUUCAUACCUUGGCUAGCUGGCACCUUCAUUUGUGACUACCUUUUACCAACCGAAACUUUUGAGGCCCUUAAAGAUCACUUUGUCGAGUUGCUAUCAAUGGAAGCUCCGGAAGAUGUGUCCACAUUCGUGCAACCAGAAAAUGAACACCCAAGCUUGGCUGCAAAAUCAUUCUGGGAUGCGGCAGCACCCUUGUAUAAAUCACUUGAUUCUGCUCAAAAUGAAAGUAGGAGCCGAGAAAUUGCAAAGAAGGGUGAUUCCCGAAAAUCAACUGCCGGAAGUUUUAACGCUGCGUUUGCUGGUCUUGUUCUUCUCAUUGCAGUUAUAUUUGGUUCACUGUUCUAUGCUAAGAGCUCUAGAUGAAGAUGAACCCUCUAAACAAGGAUACUAUUACUGUUGAAAAAUGUCGGUAUGAUCCAUUACUGGUUUUUGAUCUCAGAUUUGCAAUUAAGGAACACUGAAGUUUGUCCAGUUUGACGAAGAAGUAUUUGUGGAACAACCGAAAUUUCUGUAAUUGUAUUCUCGGAAAAUGCAGCGAACGAAACCAUGAGAAGGAAUAUUUGAAUAUGAUAAGUAUCCUAACAAUUGAACUGAAAA
Messenger RNA from Amaranthus tricolor (Joseph's coat), 1867 nucleotides. RefSeq lists its product as uncharacterized. Gene Ontology annotation, cellular component: endomembrane system. The coding region runs from base 158 to 1633 and encodes 491 amino acids. Lineage: Eukaryota; Viridiplantae; Streptophyta; Magnoliopsida; Caryophyllales; Amaranthaceae. The record is from RefSeq and is a predicted model, not a curated record. Gene Ontology annotation, biological process: intracellular protein localization. The transcript is spliced from 11 exons.